UGGCGGCUCUCGAGUGUUGGCCAGCUGGCGCGCGCGAGCCCCCGCCGAGUGUGCGUCGUGUGCGGCUGACCUGUGCCCUGACCCGACGCGAGCCGGCAGCAUGCCUGAGGCUGGACACACCAAUGUGGAUCCGCCGCCGCCGGCGGGAGGCAGCGGCAUCCGCUUUAAUGCCGAGCACUUUAAGACGACGCCCGGCAUCAUCAAGAUCGUCGAAGUGGCCAUUGGCAUCCUCUGCCUGAUUUUGGCCAGUCCGUCCUACUUCAGCGGCACAGGCUUCUUCCUAUUCGCCGUCGUCAUCAGCUUUCUCUCCACCAUGGUUUGGAUCUUCAUCUACCUGUUCUCCAUACGGGAGGCGCUGCCGCAGAUCCCCAUCCAGUGGGUGCUGACGGAGCUGAUUAACACGUCAAUCUUGACUAUUCUGUACGCUGUCGGGGUGAUUACACAGCUGACUGCCUGGGCCACCAAAGGAAGGAUUUUCACCACUUUUGGCGCCAAUAUUGCUGCUGGCGUGUUCGGCCUGUUCAACACGCUGGUGUACGCGGCGGGCGCGUACCUCCUGUUCCUCGAGUACCGGCAGUCGUAACCGGCGAAAGGCGACGUGGUGACGCGCACCGGCGACCGUUGCCGUCUUCGCUGGACGCUCGCUCGGCCUGACGGCUGGUGCUCGUGUCCGGCCGACCGGCGGCGUCGCAGUCCCAUGCGGCGGCGAGCGCGGGCCUACGCGGCGACGCUCGCGGCCCUUCGGAGACGUCCGCCUGCCCUAUCGCCUCGCCGGAGCACGCCGAGCCGCCGCCACGGUCUGCGCCGACGUCCGGGUGUCCAGCGGAGCGCCGGGAGUGCCGAAGUGUCCGCAGUGUCGGGAGUGCCAGGGGCCGGCGGAGGCGGCUGGUGAGCUGCGCCGUGUGGGCAGAGGUGUGGCCAGCGCCAGCCAGCGUCGGCGUGGGCGCGCAGGCCUGGCUGCAGGCGCCGGUCGGAGCUGGUGCCAGCCCGUGGCUCGCGCCGCUGCGGAGCCGAUGUCAGCCCGUGGCUCGCGCCGCUGCGGAGCCGAUGUCAGCCCGUGGCUCGCGCCGCUGCGGAGCCGUUGCCAGCCCGUGGCUCGCGCUGCUGCGGAGCCGUUGCCAGCCCGUGGCUUGCGCUGCUGCGGAGCCGGCCGGCCGUCACUGGGCGCAGCGUCCGGAGGCUCGUGUGGACGGGCUGCGCGCCGCUCGGCUGACUGGCGGCGUGGGUGUGUACAGACUGCGGUUAACAUGAUAGUGGAUUCAGAGUUCAAAAGGCAUGUGCUUAGAAGCUUGGCUUUGGGUGGUUGAGUGAGAGCUAUUUGAUUUCGCUGUGAUGAAAUUGGAGGCGUUAAUGUGGAAAAGGUCUGAGAGAUAUGGGUUAACAUGUUAACAUCACGCAUCCAUGGUUUCACUGCCACAUGUUGUUUAGUGAUCGUCUCUUUCUUUUGGUGUUUAUCUGAAUUAACACUUGAAGUAAUGGAGAGUGUGAACUCUUGUCAGUAGCAUAGUUUUUUGUUCACAAAGGCGUACAUUGGUAGCUUUUGUAGCCAUACAUAAUUUGCUAACGUAUCGUUUGGAUGGGUGUUCCAGGGGGUCAUUAACACACUCUUGUUUUCUUCGUUGUAACAGUGUUACUUUGUUUGAGGCCAAAGAGUUAAUUUGUGUCCUAACCGCCAUAUUCUCCCGUUUAGGAUUCGUCGCGCUAAGGUGAUUCUUUAUGCUGGUUUAAAAGGGCCCGCAACAGUUGAUUAAACCACUACUUGCUUAAAUCCAUAACUUAAGAUCAUGCCAACCAUAGCGUUGUUCUGGGAGUGGUGACAAGCUACGGCGUCGGAAGGUGAAUACUUGGGUAGCUCUUCGAUUUAGUUGUCAUACAUUAUGAACAUGUGUUGUACGUCUGUUUUUUCACGCGAUAGCUUGAUGUCAAACUCGGUCCCUCGACCUAAGUAUCGCAACCUUGUGAUUAAUCACUUAUUCUGAGGUAGGCGUUACACUUCUAACGACUAUGUUGCACUGCGUAAAAACGAGCAAAUAAAACACAACGUAAACGAG
Messenger RNA from Pollicipes pollicipes, 2051 nucleotides. RefSeq lists its product as uncharacterized. NCBI's taxonomy places the organism in Eukaryota, Metazoa, Arthropoda, Thecostraca, Pollicipedomorpha, Pollicipedidae. Bases 101 to 583 code for a protein of 160 amino acids. The transcript has 4 exons. The record is from RefSeq and is a predicted model, not a curated record. Gene Ontology annotation, cellular component: membrane.